Molecule: messenger RNA, 1257 nt
Organism: Prosopis cineraria
Lineage: Eukaryota; Viridiplantae; Streptophyta; Magnoliopsida; Fabales; Fabaceae
Product: probable xyloglucan endotransglucosylase/hydrolase protein 6
Exons: 4
Coding region: 85-954 (289 amino acids)
Biological process (GO): xyloglucan metabolic process; cell wall biogenesis
Cellular component (GO): cell wall; apoplast
Molecular function (GO): xyloglucan:xyloglucosyl transferase activity; hydrolase activity, hydrolyzing O-glycosyl compounds
Source: RefSeq, a predicted model, not a curated record
CUUGUGUGUAUGCCAUGUCCACUCCGAAUCAACCAAAAGUGCAAUACUAAACGAGUCCCCAUAAACGUUAUAGGGUAAGGAUAUAUGGCUGUAUUUUACAGUUGGAGACACGUUGGAGUUUGCUCACUGUUAUGGGUUGUGGCAUCAUCUGUGUGUGUUUCGGCGAGACCUGCCACUUUUGCCCAGGAUUUUCGAGUCACGUGGUCUAAUUACCAUCUCAAGCAAAUCGGCACCACUGUCCAACUCACUCUUGACCGAAACUCUGGGUGUGGUUUCGCUUCCUACAGAAAGUACAUGUUUGGCCGUAUUAGCAUGAAGAUCAAGCUCGUCGCCGGAGACUCUGCCGGAACUGUCACUGCCUUCUAUAUGAACUCGGACACGAACGCGGUUCGGGACGAGCUGGAUUUCGAGUUCUUGGGAAACCGAAGCGGUCAGCCAUACACAGUUCAAACAAACAUCUUUGUCCACGGACAGGGAAAUAGAGAACAACGAGUCAACCUCUGGUUUGAUCCUUCCAUCGACUUCCACACCUACGCUAUCCUCUGGAAUCGUCGCCAGAUUGUGUUCAAAGUUGAUGAUGUCCCGAUCAGAGUGUACAAGAACAAUGAAGCGAGGGGAAUUCCGUACCCAAAGAUGCAGGCAAUGGGGGUGUAUUCAACGUUGUGGGAGGCAGAUGAUUGGGCAACGAGGGGAGGGUUGGAGAAGAUAGAUUGGAGCAAAGCACCAUUCUACGCAUAUUACAAGGAUUUCGACAUCGAAGGUUGUCCUGUACCAGGACCUGCGAAUUGCGCGUCUAACCCAAGAAAUUGGUGGGAAGGUCCUGCUUACCAAGCUCUUAAUGGAAUCGAUGCUAGAAUGUACAGGUGGGUUCGUGUCAACCACAUGAUAUAUGACUAUUGUAAGGACAGGUCACGCUUCCCUGUGACCCCAUCCGAGUGCCUUCUCGGCGUUUAGCCUCAUUCGUUUACCCUUCAAUUGUCGGCAAAGUUAUAUGCACUCCUUCGAAUUAUUCCUAUACACUACGACGUACGUACUUGUCCUAUUUUCUACACCGUUUUCUGUAUAAUACGUACAGGUUUGAGUGACAUAUCAAACGUUGUGUGGUAUGCCAAACUACGAAUGUGUAUAUAGUGAUUCUUGAGACGCAGCCAUGGUUUGGAAUAAGAAGGAGCCGAGCCAAUGCUUGUGAUGGCUCUAUAUAUACCCGUGCAUGGUGUAUUGUAUUUUGUCAUCUAUUAAUGAAGCUGGUUCACGACU